GCGGAGGGCGUAGUCGCUCACGCUCCGUGUAACGGCGCAGUCAACAGUCUCAGGACCGUCCCGUGUGUCUCUGUCAUGUCUUCAACCGUGUCCACGACCGUGGGGGACAUGUGUGUCGUCACCCACGUAAACACAGAGCAGCAGAACUCAGUGGGCGUCCGGAGGUUCAUCAAGGGACAACCACAGGCGCUGGGGACGGUUCAGAUCAUCAUCGGCGUGAUGGUUUUCCUGAUUGGGAUUACGAUGGCGCCUGAUGGAGACACAAUGGGAAUUCACAGCGGCGCCUUCGUCUGGGGAUCUGCGUUUUCCAUCACAGCUGGAUCUCUGACAGUCGCUGCUGCCACAAAACUCAACCGCUGCCUGAUUAAAUGUGCGAUGGCGUUCAGUAUCGUCACAGCAGUCACUUCCACCAUAGCCGCCAUCCUCUACUCUGUGGAUUUUUUUGUUCUACUUCUGUUCAUUCGCUGUGGUUACGACUGCGAACUGUUCAAGAGUCGGAUAGAGGGCAUCUCAGUAGUCCUGGUUGUCUUCAGCCUGUUACAGAUGAUCGUCUCAGUCGUCAUUGCGGGUUACGCCUGCUGUGCCACAUGUGACGGCCAAGAAGAGACACCUGCAGUAUAUUUGGCGACUGGACAAACUGCUGCUCCCAACGCUAAAGAGGCGAGCGUAAUGAUUCCUCCUCCAGCGUACACCACUGUGGUCAACUGAGCUGAUGUCACAGCGAGCACCAGUCUGGGAUGUUUUCAUGUCCUUCAACAUCCAAAUAAUCUUUCAUUGUUAUUCACAUCAUGUUGUUCUCACUUGAAUGACAAUCUAUUUUUGAUCAUGUACUAUAGUCUUGUUUUUUCUGUAAAUAUGUUUCUUUGCUUUUCUACGACAAUAAACGGAAUAUGACAAAACAA
Molecule: messenger RNA, 902 nt
Organism: Solea senegalensis (Senegalese sole)
Lineage: Eukaryota; Metazoa; Chordata; Actinopteri; Pleuronectiformes; Soleidae
Product: membrane-spanning 4-domains subfamily A member 15-like
Exons: 7
Coding region: 76-708 (210 amino acids)
Cellular component (GO): membrane
Source: RefSeq, a predicted model, not a curated record